GGGUGUCAGUCAGCAAAUCCUCACUCAUGUCAAUCAAUUCUCAUGUCAUUCAAUUCUCAAGCAAUUUAUCCUACACUCCCAAAAUCACGUCAAUCUGCAGUCAAUUAAUUUUCUACCCUUUACUUUCGCAUUCGCUCUCGCAUCUGCUUACGAGUUUCCUGUCUUGAAGUUCGUCGGAACUCAAACAUCCAACGCUUUAGUCCAGCCGGGGGUAUGACGUUUCUUCCGCAGCUUCCACGCUUCCGCCGCACCUCAGAAACAUACCAGCAUCCAUCCCUCCCUCUCCCUGAAGUGCCUGCCAACCAAAACCAAAAUCAAACCGGAUGGCAGAUCACACACUCUCCCUUCAAACCCGCAACCGCACCUUUCAUUCCGUCCUUUCUCUUUCUUUUAGACAUCCCACCAAACCGAUACCUGGAGAAUGGCGAUCAUACUACUCGGCGCUGACUGAUGACGGCGAGGAGAAACAAUCCCCCUCCUGCCGCCCCGGUCGCCCAGAUCUACAUACGUCCGGUAGCCAGGCCGGUCCAAAGACCGAGUCGCGGCCUGAGCAUGGAACGACCUCCUUCCGCGCUUCCUCCCUUUCUCCUUCAAACAACCCUUUCCCUCGUACUCUCCCGCACAUGCCAUUAUUCCCAGUUUAUUUUCUUCUGAAGACUCAGAAUACGAUUUUGAGUUCGCGGUUAUUUUUAGCCUGCAGCAGAAGCAGUCGGAAAGCGAACGCUUUUAGAUGCUGGGCUGUCAAAGCGUACAGUAGCCAGCGCUUCGCAUCAGUAGAGCUCAAUUGGGCGACUGGGGUGACGGAGUGACAGGCUUGAGCGGAUCGGAGCGGGGUCGCCAAGGUGGCGAUCCCUUGCGUCAUGGCUCGUUUUGUGGUGGGGUACGGCAUGGCGUCGAUUCUUUGCUUUUUCCAUCGGGUCUGGGAUUUGAGU
Hyaloscypha bicolor E is the source of this 932-nucleotide messenger RNA. RefSeq lists its product as uncharacterized. The record is from RefSeq and is a predicted model, not a curated record. Lineage: Eukaryota; Fungi; Ascomycota; Leotiomycetes; Helotiales; Hyaloscyphaceae. The transcript has a single exon. Bases 324 to 809 code for a protein of 161 amino acids.